Molecule: messenger RNA, 2010 nt
Organism: Drosophila busckii
Lineage: Eukaryota; Metazoa; Arthropoda; Insecta; Diptera; Drosophilidae
Product: 1,5-anhydro-D-fructose reductase-like
Exons: 5
Coding region: 224-1816 (530 amino acids)
Cellular component (GO): cytosol
Molecular function (GO): aldose reductase (NADPH) activity
Source: RefSeq, a predicted model, not a curated record
ACAACCCAAAAAAUCCUAUUUUAAGUGAGUCCUUUAAUUUAAUUGUUGUGUGAACUAUGGCUGUAACUUGAAUCGUUUAUCAUUAUGACCGGUGUACAUUACAUUAAAUAAACAGCGCAGAUUAGCAUAAAAUGUUUAAAAAAUUCUAAAUUGCUAUCAAAUAAACUUCAAAGUCAAAAAAUUCCUAAAAAAAAAAAUCAAUUUGAUUUAAGACCAUUUCGAUAUGAAGCCAAUUCGCCACCUAAGCACCUGUGAAGAAAUUGAAGAGGACAGCUCAGGGGUAGCGGUGAUACUUGGAUGCGACCAGCCGCCGCAAUGUUCCUCCAAAAUGGUGCUUAUGGCGCCAAAGAUAAGGCUUGGAAGUGGCUACGAGAUGCCCGUGCUGGGGUUUGGAACGCAUAAGUUGCGUGGAUAUCACUGCUUGACGGCAGUACAUUGUGCGCUAGAGACAGGCUACCGACAUUUUGAUACGGCGUUUUGCAAUGAGAACGAAAGCGAGGUGGGCAUGGCGAUCUUAUCCCAAAUUAAAAUGGGAAAUGUCUCAAGGGAAAACAUCUUUAUCACUACAAAACUAUGGAAUACACAUCAUGAUCCACGAAAUGUGCGUCGCAUUUGCGAAUCUCAGCUACACAGGCUCGGAUUAGGAUAUAUUGAUUUGUAUCUUAUGCACUCUCCAGUGGGCUAUAGGUUCAUGUGUGAUGAAAUCCUUAAGCCGACAAAGGCUGGAAAGAUCGUAACAACCGAUGUCGACUACAUAGACACUUGGCAUGCCAUGGAGGAGCUCGUGAUGUUGGGCUUAGUACGCAGCAUUGGUGUCUGUAACUUUAAUAUGGAGCAGGUGCAGCGCGUUAUACAAUGCAGCUCUUUAAAACCGGUCGUAAAUCAAGUCGAGCUCUGGCCCGGUUUUAUGCAAAAGGACUUGGUUGACUAUUGUCGGUACAACGGAAUCGUUGUCACUGCCUAUAUACCUUUAGGGCAUCCAAAUCGAAUUGAACAUACACCAAAGUAUUUCUUCUCGGCGGGUAUGAAGCGCUUGGAGAAAAAAUACAAACGCACUGCUGCACAAAUAGUUCUGCGUUACUUGAUUGACUACGGUGUCGUUCCGAUUAUCAAGGCUUCUAAUGCUAUGCAGAUUAGACAAAAUCUAGCCAUAUUCGACUUUCAGCUGAACUAUGCAGAUACUCUUGCCCUGAGAAGUUUGAAACCUAGGGGUAGAAUUGUAACGCACGAUUCAACUAGCAAUCAUCCAUUCUAUCCUUUUGAGAAGGAAGAUGAGGUUGAUGAAACACCAAUCAAUGCUUAUCACGAUGAAUCGUUUCAAAGAGCGGGCGCAAAGACAAGACAAAGGCCUGACCAUAAGCCAAAGCAAAAAUCAGACAAAAACGCCAAGUUGAUGGCAGAUCAAAAUACCAACCAUGAAAUGUCUCAGAAAAAUCAAGCUGUGGUUCCGGCUCCCAAGACCAAGUUUAUGGCAGUCGAAGAUACAAAUCAUGAAAAGUCUCAAAAAAAGCAAGUUGCGGCUCCGGCUCACAAGACUAAGUCUAUAGUAUUCGAAAAUACCAAUCAAGAAACGUCUCAGAAAAAGCAAGGUGCGGCUCCGGCUCCCACGACCAAGUCUUUGGUAAAUACCAAUCAAGAAACGUCUCCGGGAAAGCUAGUUGCGACUCCCAAAUCUGCAAAUGCACCGCCUCCUGUAGAGUACGUUAAUCGCAAUGCUUCAACUGUCAGUUUCAAGAAAGAUUCGGACACAUCUCCUACACAACCACGUAAAAGCUCUCAAGCUCUGACCGGCCGAGUAAGAUAUAGCAUGCCAUAAAUGGGUCAGGAGAGCCGUGUUGGUGAAAUAUAGGAUAGCUUUUUAUAUGCUGCCUGGUAAAAUGUCUCUUAGUAGGUAUACAGAUGCCAAUAAAUACAUGUGGAAUAAUAUAAAAACGCAUAAUUACAAGAUUUACGGAUAUGAUAUAGUUUUUUGUGAGUGAUAUAGUUUUUUUUAAAAGGCGCGUAUGCUUU